GCCCCGGAAGGCUGGGUGGCGGGUUCGCGGCUGCCACCGGACUGAGGCCUACUUUGUCGCCGCCGCCUCUCAGUGCUAUUGUGCCUGGGCCCGGCCUUGACCGGGUCCACUUGGGAGGGCAGAGUGCUCCGGCUCGCUGAAGAUGCCGGACCAAGCCCUGCAGCAGAUGCUGGACAGAAGUUGCUGGGUGUGUUUUGCCACUGAUGAAGAUGAUAGAACAGCUGAAUGGGUGAGACCAUGCAGGUGCAGAGGAUCUACAAAAUGGGUUCACCAGGCUUGUCUACAGCGCUGGGUGGAUGAAAAACAAAGAGGAAACAGUACAGCCAGAGUGGCAUGUCCUCAGUGCAAUGCUGAAUACUUAAUAGUUUUUCCAAAGUUGGGUCCAGUUGUUUACGUCCUGGAUCUUGCAGAUAGACUGAUCUCGAAAGCCUGUCCUUUUGCUGCGGCGGGAAUAAUGGUUGGCUCUAUCUAUUGGACAGCCGUGACUUACGGAGCAGUAACAGUGAUGCAGGUCGUAGGCCAUAAAGAAGGUCUGGAUGUUAUGGAGAGAGCUGAUCCUUUAUUCCUUUUAAUUGGACUUCCUACGAUUCCUGUCAUGCUGAUAUUAGGCAAGAUGAUUCGCUGGGAGGAUUACGUGCUCAGACUAUGGCGCAAAUACUCGAAUAAACUACAGAUUUUGAACAGUAUAUUUCCAGGGAUCGGUUGUCCUGUUCCUCGAAUUCCAGCCGAGGCUAACCCUUUAGCAGAUCACGUCUCAGCUACCCGAAUUCUGUGUGGAGCCCUCGUCUUCCCUACUAUUGCGACGAUCGUUGGUAAACUGAUGUUCAGUAGCGUCAACUCUAAUUUACAAAGGACAAUCUUGGGUGGAAUUGCUUUUGUUGCCAUAAAAGGAGCAUUUAAGGUUUACUUCAAACAGCAGCAAUAUUUACGUCAGGCACACCGCAAAAUUCUAAAUUAUCCAGAGCAAGAAGAAGCAUAAAACUGACUUCUAGUUGUUCUGCAGUCCUCUCAUCCAUGAGUCUGUUGUGUUGUUCUGAUCCCACCGUUAAUGCACAGUAGUGGAGACUUGUGAUAAGCUGCUGCUCCUAUAUUUUUCAAGAAAUAAAAUAAAAUACUUAGGGCAGGGGAAAUCCUCUCGGUAAUCACGGAACCCAAGGAUGUGAUUUGUUUUCAUUGUUUUAUAUGUACUUCUUUUAUGGCAGUUAUCUGAAACAUUAUCUUAGCAUGGAAACCUGGGGUUUAUUCAUGUUUUCUCCAGACAGAAAUGUAAAGAUCUGUGCAGAUAUUAAAAAACGCACACACACUUUUAUUCAAAUGCCUCUUUUGUACAUGUUCAUGUUCAGUGUUUUCUUAGAAUCAGCAACUCAAUGAAGGUACUAUGAGGAUUUUUCUCACUGGUAUAAUUUGAUUACCUGCUAAUAAACAGGAGCAUAUAUUAAUAUGAGGAAAUGGAAAUUUAAUUAGCUAUAAAUAACAAGCCAAAAAAUGUAUGUAAACAUUCAAAUGAUUAUCUGAACAAAUGAGAUUUUGUUGUGUUUUUCUUAAUCCAUGUGAUGUCCUCCAAAAUGUAUAGGAUAAAAAUUCACAGGGCUUCCAGAUUGAUCACUUUUUCGCUGUUAAAUUUUAUUUAUAUAAUGUUGAUGUCUCAUAGUUGAAAAUGCAGUUUUGACCCAAGCAGUCUUAACUACAAUGUAUGUGUGUAUGUGUAUGUCAGUCAGUCAUCAGGUCCUCCCAUCAUUGGGUGUAAGGUUUUUCAGUCCAUAUUUCUAGAAAUUAGAGCUGCUGGUUUAUAGUAGCUUGAGCACAGAGACAGAUUUGCAAAAAAUCAAUAAAGUUAUUUUACUCUCCUCUCUCACUGAUUCAGUUAUUCAGAUAUUUGCUGAGCACCUCCCAUUUGCCUAAGCACUGUGCUGAGUGCUGUGGGAUGCAGUGGUGAACAAGACAGACGUGGCCCUGCUCUUAGAGAGUUUACUGUCUAGUUCCAGUAGAUGGAAAACCAGCAGUGAGUGAACCAUGGUGAGGCCUUGAGCUCUGUUUUUAUACCAGUCAGUGAGGAGAUAAUUUUGAACAAGAAAUCUUGAUAAAUAUUGAGGUCAUUGUUUUAGGCUUAAGCCAAUUUAUCAUAGCAAACCAAUACUAAUUAUCUCUAGAUUUUAACUGCUUGUCAUAUUGAUGAGGCUAGCACCUUAAUAAUCACUGUUUAAUUAGUUUUGUAUUCAUUUUUCAAAAGCAAGUAUUUAUUUUAAGCCAUUUUCAAUAGAGUGGCCAUUUUAAUGUUGUUCAGCAAUCUGAAUGGUCUUGCAGUUAUUUUUGUUAAUUAAAAUUAAAUUUUUUAAAGAUAGUUCCAAAAAUCUUAAUUUUCUUGUUCACAGUGUCUAAUGCAUGAUGAUGAUAAAUGUUUCCCCUUACUAAUAAGUGGCCAUGUCUCUUUAAGAGUGUAGCAAAUAUAGAUUGAGUUAUGUUAUAUUGCAAAAAUGUGUGUUGAUUUUAGUAAUUAAAGACCGGUACCAUUCUAUGGUAUGAAUGUCUUAAUUUCGAGUUAACAUAAGGAGUUUAUGUGACUAGCUGUUGAACAUUCAAAGUUGUAAUUAUUUGGGGAAGGAGGGAAGAUUUGACUGACAGCCUUAUUAAGAACAAUGCUGCAGUUCUGAGGGGGAGAUAUACAAUCUAUGAUUAUAUAUAAAAAUAGAUUAUAUAGCUCUAAUUGUAAAAUAUUCACUUUUCAUUUUCAAUAUGAAAAGGCAUGUUAAAUAAAAACUUCCUGCAUAGUUUUGUUAUAUACAACAGCUUUGAGGCAGCCUUUACUAAAGUUAGUUAACACAAGUACACAGUUGCCUGAUGACUAUUUCAGUGCCCAAGAUGGAAGAGCAGCUGCCUGGGUUUAUUGGCAUCAGGGCUCAUGAAGGCAGGGGAACAACUCUAAUCUUUGGGAGAGGUUUUCUAGGGCUGUGGGAAGGGAACUGUAUGUGCUUGGGGACCAGAGUGGCCUCUAACCUUGGAAUUCAAGACUUUUCAGUCUCAAGAGCCUUAGCUCAAGAAAUACCAUGUGCCAGUGUCUCCCAGAAGUUGGCUUGUGCCACCACGAAGCAACGAAAGAACACGGGCUGACUUAAAGUUGGACGGACCUGGGUGUAAAUCCUAACUCUGCUUUAAUCUAUACCUUGGCCAAGUGACUUUCUCUCAGCUACAGUUUUCUUCAUCUUGGGAAUGCAAGUAAAAUUAAAGAAACAGGCACUUUAGGUUCAAAAUAGCCCCUACAGAGCAUUAGUUGUUUCUUAAUUGCUAAAUAGUCUUUUGAAAACAUGUUCCCACUCGUAAGAAAAGGGAAUGAACAUGUAAAAGAAAGGUCUUAUGGGACAAAUUAAAGGGAUGAUGUAGAUUUUGGGGAUGGGUGGGUGUUUUGUGUUUUCCGAUUUAUUUUCAUGUUGCUUUAAUGUGUUAUUUCUGGAAACUUUAAUGUUUUAAACCUCUUUUUCAAGAUUCAGUGACAACUAGUAGAACUCAAUUCUUUGCAGAAGUUAACUUACUUCCAUUCAAAACUGGCUGAAAAUAUUGUUCAUCAUUACAUGAUUAUCAAAUGACUAUGACAAGAAUAUAACAUUAAACUUAGUGACUUAAUUAGUCACUGCCUUGCUAACUGUGCUGUAAUUUUUUUAAAGUCUUGUUUUUAAUAUAGCAGACUAUCUCAAUACUGACUGGAUUAGGUUGAAUAAAGAGUUUUUAUGUUCUCUAGGAGUACUUUGUUGAACAACUACCAAAAUAUAAUUGGUUAAUUCUGUAGCUGUAUCAUUCUCUUUAAAUCAUAGUUAUCGAGCUAGUAGGGAGACUUUAUUUUAGUAAAAAUGAUCUAUAUAGGGGAAUUUAUCUUAAUUUUGUAAGCAAGCUGGCCUAGGUGCUGAUUAUAUUCUAGUAAUUAAAAUGUAUCCCAUCUCACCCAACCUCAGAGCUUCUUGGACUGAGUAGGAUUAGAAAAGCAACUACAGGUAGUCCCCAGCUUACAGUGGGGUUCCAUUCUGAUGAGUCAGUUCUGACGUUAAGUUGAAUACAUCGUGCUUCUGUCCUUAAAUGCCUUGAAACCAGGAGUAGGCUCUGGCUCUUUGUGAAUAUAGGUCCAUUCUGACAUCCUUUUCCAAAACAAACCUGUUCAUCCACAUUGAAAAUCUUACCAUUAGUGAUAUGCACUACAUACAAUGUUGCAAUGCAUUAAUUUGCUGAUGUUAAAAAAAAAAAGGCAAUUGUAAGUGGGGUUUGUUGUAACUUGAAUACGUUGUAAGUUGGGGACUACCUGUAGUCCUUAUUCCAAGAUCUGUGGGUGAUCUCGUGCCACUCUUAAAGUUUAUUUUAGUGAGUGGGGAACACAUAAAAAACAAGUUGCGUCCUCCGAGAUACUAACUAAGGACUUGAUUUCUGAAGUAGAUUAAAAUCUAGAAGGAAUAAAUCAAAGGCCGUUCAUCCAUGGGCAUUUUAUUCUGAGUCAUUUCGUUAUCCUCAUCUGAGAGGAGAAGCAGCACUGGUUUGGACAUUUCUGGAUGCAUAUUCAAACUCAGAUACUUCAUUGUAGGGCAAGUUACUUUAUCUCACAGACCCUCAGUUUUCUCAUCAGUAAAAUGAAGAUUAUAAAAGCUCAUCUCCUGGGUUAUUGUGAGGAUCAAGUGAGGUAAUAUCCUAGGACAACGUUUGAUAUACAGAGAAACUGCAUGAGUAAAUCUGCCAGUUUAAGUGCAUAGUUGAGGUUUUGCACAUAAUCUCUGGUCCAAAAGGAUCUCAGCGUUUCCCCUUUUCUGCUGCCACCCCCACACUCCCAUUAGAAAUGGUAGAGGGAUAUAUUGUCUUAAUUGCCUUCCUGGAACGAAGGGUAGGGAAAAGGGAUUUGUGGCUGAGUAGCUAUAGAAGCCUCAAACAAGCAACAGUCUAGGCUGUCUUUCUGGUCAACCCCAGGUGGCUUUAAACCUCUUGCAGAAGUUGGCCAUGCUGAGGUUACUGUGUAUCAACAACAGAUAUCACGUUAGCAGAUGUUUGUUGAAUAUUUAUAUGAGCCAGGCACUGUGCUAAGUCCUGGGGUAAAUUGUAAGCCUGCUUUUACAUGUUUAGAGUCUUGAAAGUGCAAAACAGAUCUUAACCUUAUUACUGCGUUAUUGCCACCACAAAAAUGUAACAUCCA
Molecule: messenger RNA, 5161 nt
Organism: Loxodonta africana (African savanna elephant)
Lineage: Eukaryota; Metazoa; Chordata; Mammalia; Proboscidea; Elephantidae
Gene: MARCHF5
Product: membrane associated ring-CH-type finger 5
Exons: 6
Coding region: 143-979 (278 amino acids)
Biological process (GO): protein polyubiquitination; regulation of mitochondrial fission
Cellular component (GO): mitochondrial outer membrane
Molecular function (GO): ubiquitin protein ligase activity; zinc ion binding
Source: RefSeq, a predicted model, not a curated record